Molecule: messenger RNA, 2002 nt
Organism: Musa acuminata AAA Group (dessert banana)
Lineage: Eukaryota; Viridiplantae; Streptophyta; Magnoliopsida; Zingiberales; Musaceae
Exons: 5
Coding region: 1444-1806 (120 amino acids)
Biological process (GO): lipid homeostasis
Cellular component (GO): membrane; endoplasmic reticulum
Source: RefSeq, a predicted model, not a curated record
CCACGGCAGAUAUAAGGUCGAUCGAUUAGAAAACAGCGUGCGCCACGAGAUCCGCCGUCCCCAACAAAGCUUCAUCGUCGGUCUUCGCUCCCCUCCGCAAGUUCGGAUCUCCCUUCUUCCAUAUCCUGUCUGUUCCAUUCGCAAUUCAUCCACUUCUCAGUACUUGUUGCUCGAUUUAAUCCUCAAGAGAUGAGCUCCGCCGUCCCCAACAAAGCUUCUUUGUCGGUCUUCGCUCCCCUCCGCAAGUUCGGCUCUCCCUUCUUCCAUACCCUGCCUGUUCUCAGUACUUCUUUCUCGAAUAAUCCUCAAGAGCUGAGGCCUUCCUAUUUGCCAGUCCGAUCUUUCUUUCGUCAAACUAUUGGUUUUCCUCUGAUAAGUUCUUGAUUCUAGAAUGACCAAGUGUUGGGUAUAGUUUGGUACUGCUGGAUACUGGGUCGAAUUUGCAGUUCGCGUGCAGGUUUUCGGAGUGAUCGAAGGGGGAGGCAGUGAUGGAGGGACAUUGUGGUCGGACCGAGCAAGUUCUUUGGCUCAUUUCAGUUUUCUCCGGCAUCAUUACGUGUAAAUUUGUAUAUGAAGUUACACAUAAAAUCAGCUUGGUGUACAUUAACGGAUACAGCAAGCUAAGCAAAUUAGAAAAGAUUGUGUGGAACAAUCCGUAAAUGUGCAGCAUUAAUGCUUGUUGGGUUCCUGUUGGACAAGUCAUCAUCUUUAAUGCACAUGUGCAGGCAUUAAUGCUUGUUAGAUUCCUAGUGGACAAUUCAUCAGCUUUAAUCAGUUCAGGAUUCCUUACCAACUUUUGCAUUCAGGGGUUUCUCUACUUUCCAUGCACUGGUAGCUGCAGCACUUUCAUUUUAUUUCAUAGUGGUAUCAGACCUUUUUAAAAAUGGUACACAAGAAGAGAUUUAGUAAAUAGAAAAUCACUUCUAUCAGAUCUUAUUUUUGGGGUAGGUUGCUGGCUCAUCUGAUUUAUCAGUUUUGUUUGAACAAUCUAUAAUAUGCCAACAGGAGGGUUUUUCCUUUUUCUUUUUCAAAUGCUUAUUUAACUAAAGAAAUCCAUUACUUCUGUUCGUUGGGUUAGCAUUUUAAUCCUUUACCAAUAUCCUACAGGUAAUAUUGAAAGAAAACGAACCAUUCUGAUUUGACAAUCCACUCAAAUUUAUUCAUUUGAAUAUAAUGUUAAUAUGAAAUUAGAAAUCAGUAUGUUUAAGAAUGAUCUUGGUUGGAGAUUAUGUGAUCGUCAGUUUGUCUUGGAUUAUCUGUUCUCCUCUGUGAAAUCUACUUGAUUUUCCAUGGGGGUGGAUACAAUUAAGUGAGCUGCAAUAUAUCAUCUUCCACUGACAUACACAAUUUGUCCAAAAUCAAUUUUUUUGCACAUGACAUCUGAACUAAAAGGAAUAUAUUUUCAGUAUUUAUACUCUCCAUCUUGUCAUUAGCUUAUGUUCAAUGUCUUUUUUUGUACAGAUAUCACUUGGUUAUUUUCUUUCAGACUUGGCAAUGAUUUUAUGGCUUUUUCCGUCGUUAGGUGGCAAAGAAUAUGUAUUUGGACCUUUCUGGACAGAAGAGUUCAAAUACGUGCAUUUACAAUGGUGUGGCUUUAUUCCUUGGAUGGCUGGUUGCGAGGAUCCUUUUGUUCAUCUAUUUCUUCACCCACAUGUAUCUUCAUUUUUACCAGGUGAAAACAAUAUUUCCCCUGAGGUUCUACAGUCUGCCGAUGGUACCUCGGAUGAUGGCGGUGAUGAAUGUAUUAUGGUUUUGGAAAAUAUUCAAGGGCAUGGUAAAGACUCUUUCCCAAAGACACAUCAAUGAAGCAUUGCCUUGUGAUCCUACUUGAAUCUUGGUCUCUGUUCAUUCUGCAAUUUUCUUUUUUUUCUUUUUAUUGUUGGAAGUAUUAUUAUCUUCUCUGUUGGUUUGAUGCUCCGGAAAAUGUACGAAAUUUGUCUUACAGUUUUCAAUAUGUGACUGAUAUAUUAUUUCAAGUUGUGAGACAUCCUACUGCGUAAAA